This is a messenger RNA of Acomys russatus (golden spiny mouse), 1944 nucleotides long. It is a transcript of the gene Cel, whose product is annotated as carboxyl ester lipase. Gene Ontology annotation, molecular function: sterol ester esterase activity; signaling receptor activity; triacylglycerol lipase activity. The record is from RefSeq and is a predicted model, not a curated record. Gene Ontology annotation, cellular component: cell surface; synapse; postsynaptic specialization membrane. Gene Ontology annotation, biological process: chemical synaptic transmission; neuron cell-cell adhesion; modulation of chemical synaptic transmission. NCBI's taxonomy places the organism in Eukaryota, Metazoa, Chordata, Mammalia, Rodentia, Muridae. The transcript is spliced from 11 exons. The coding region runs from base 9 to 1874 and encodes 621 amino acids.
CACUCACCAUGGGGCGCCUGGAGGUUCUGUUUCUUGGCCUCACCUGCUGCUUGGCAGCAGCUUGUGCCGCAAAGCUGGGUGCCGUGUACACAGAAGGCGGCUUCGUGGAGGGCGUCAACAAGAAGCUCAGCCUCUUGGGUGGUGACUCUGUUGACAUCUUCAAGGGCAUCCCCUUUGCCACCACCAAGACCCUGGAGAAUCCCCAGCGUCACCCCGGCUGGCAAGGGACUCUGAAGGCUAAGGACUUCAAGAAAAGAUGCCUACAGGCCACCAUCACCCAGGACAACACCUACGGGGAAGAAGACUGCCUCUAUCUCAACAUCUGGGUCCCCCAGGGCAGAAAGCAAGUUUCCCAGAACCUGCCUGUGAUGAUCUGGAUCUACGGGGGCGCCUUCCUUAUGGGGUCUGGCCAAGGGGCCAAUUUCCUCAAGAACUACCUGUAUGACGGAGAGGAGAUCGCCACUCGGGGCAACGUCAUCGUGGUCACCUUCAACUACCGUGUCGGACCCUUGGGUUUCCUUAGCACCGGGGACGCCAACCUGCCAGGUAACUUUGGCCUUCGAGAUCAGCACAUGGCGAUCGCCUGGGUGAAGAGGAACAUUGCAGCCUUUGGGGGCGACCCCGAUAACAUCACUAUCUUUGGGGAGUCUGCUGGAGCUGCCAGUGUGUCUCUGCAGACCCUCACGCCAUACAACAAGGGUCUCAUCCGGCGAGCCAUCAGUCAGAGCGGUGUGGCACUGAGCCCCUGGGCCAUCCAGAAGAACCCACUUUUCUGGGCCAAAAAGAUUGCUCAGAAAGUGGGGUGUCCCACAGAUGAUACGGGCAAGAUGGCUAGAUGUCUGAAGAUCACAGAUCCCCAGGCCUUGACAUUGGCCUACAAGUUGCCCUUGAAACGCCAGGAGUACCCUGUUGUGCACUAUCUGGGUUUCACCCCUGUCGUCGAUGGAGAUUUCAUCCCUGAUGACCCUAUCAAUCUGUAUGCCAAUGCCGCUGACAUCGACUACUUAGCGGGCAUUAAUGACAUGGACGGCCACCUCUUUGCUACUGUCGACAUGCCCGCCAUCGACAAGACCAAACAGGAUGUCACAGAGGAGGACUUCUACAGGCUCGUCAGUGGACACACUGUCAGCAAGGGGCUCAAGGGUGCCCAAAGCACCUUUGACAUCUACACUGAGUCCUGGGCCCAGGACCCAUCCCAGGAGACCAAGAAGAAGACAGUGGUGGCCUUUGAGACUGACGUACUCUUCCUGAUUCCCACGGAGAUGGCACUGGCCCAGCACAGAGCCCAUGCCAAGAGUGCCAAGACCUACUCUUACUUGUUUUCCCACCCUUCACGGAUGCCUGUCUAUCCAAAAUGGAUGGGGGCAGACCACGCUGAUGACCUCCAGUACGUCUUCGGAAAGCCCUUCGCCACCCCAUUGGGCUACCGGCCCCAGGACAGGACUGUCUCCAAGGCCAUGAUUGCAUAUUGGACCAACUUUGCCAGGAGUGGGGAUCCCAACAUGGGCAACUCACCUGUGCCCACACACUGGUACCCUUACACCUUGGAGAACGGCAGCUACCUGGAGAUCACGAAGAAGAUAACCAGCACUUCCAUGAAGGCGCACCUGAGGGAGCAGUUCCUGAAAUACUGGGCCCUGACAUUCGAGGUGCUGCCCACAGUGAGUGGGGACCAGGACACCCUCACUCCCCCAGUGGAUGACUCGGAGGCUGCCCCUGCGCCCCCUGUGGAUGACUCCCAGGAUGCUCCUGUUCCACCUACAGAUGACUCUCAGACAGUCCCUAUGCCCCCUGCUGAUGACUCUCAGGCUGCCCCUGAGCCUUCAACAGGUGACUCUGUGGAGGCUCAGAUGCCUGCUGUCAUUGGCUUCUAAAUGUCUUGUAAGCCUUGGCCCCAGGGUCCUCUUCUUAUUAGCUCUCCCUCAAUAAAGCCUCAAUUUUGCC